Molecule: messenger RNA, 201 nt
Organism: Iphiclides podalirius (scarce swallowtail)
Lineage: Eukaryota; Metazoa; Arthropoda; Insecta; Lepidoptera; Papilionidae
Source: the annotation of a GenBank genome assembly
AUGGGUUGGUGUUGGUUCCACCUGGGCGAGUACCGGCGCGCUCUCGACCAGUACGAGCAACUGCGCGCCCGCGACAAAUUAGAUUCGCGCAUCUCCGACAAUAUAGCCAUUGAUCUCGCCGUACCUGUCGCGAACACGGCAUAUUGUGGCAUCCCGGGAAGGAAGGGCCGGUUAGGACCGGCGGCAUCAAACAUAUCGACG